Molecule: messenger RNA, 2784 nt
Organism: Hevea brasiliensis (rubber tree)
Lineage: Eukaryota; Viridiplantae; Streptophyta; Magnoliopsida; Malpighiales; Euphorbiaceae
Product: O-fucosyltransferase 16
Exons: 10
Coding region: 267-1988 (573 amino acids)
Source: RefSeq, a predicted model, not a curated record
AUUUUGGGGUUUCACCUAAUCAUUCAUAUAUUCUAUAAGUAUUCCUUCAUUUUCUCUGUGUCUCCGACUCAAAGCCCAUCCGAUGCCAAUCCGCUAACGCGCCGAUAAUCAAUCCUUGUCGUUUAUCUCCAGUUCACAGCUCUUUUAUCAAGUACGCUGGCUCAUGCGCCUCUCCCUCCUGCCAAUGCUGGACUCUAAGCAUUAGCAGAUCGAUUUCUUUUAAAGCGGGAGAGCUGAGAAGAGACAGUGCUCCAAAACCACCGUAAAUGGCUUUUCAUAGGCGGCGCCAUCACUAUUACAACCGCCUCCGUUCUUUGCUUCCCGUGAUAUCCGCUGUUUCCGGUGUUCUUCUCAUCCUCUUUGGUCUCCUCUCCAUUCUCACUCCUUCUCCCAUCGAUUCAGAUAGUUUUCACCACCCUGGCCAUGUCUACUCGUCAAACGUUGGAGCUGAUGUUGCAGUUGGAGAAACAGUUUUUCGUGUGCCGAGCGCUGGAGGGAGAUUGGAUUAUGAUAUUUGGACAUCAAGAAAUUCCAAAUUCUACUAUGGAUGCAGUAAUGCGACCAGGAGUUUUGCGAAUGCUGACACUAUUACCCAACGUGAUCGAUAUUUGCUGAUCGCUACAAGUGGAGGCUUGAAUCAACAAAGGACGGGGAUUACUGAUGCUGUUGUUGCUGCCCGCAUUUUAAAUGCUACUCUUGUUGUUCCAAAGUUGGACCAGAAAUCCUUUUGGAAGGAUGCAAGUAAUUUUGCAGAUAUUUUUGAUGUUGAUUGGUUUGUCAAAUCUUUAUCAAAUGAUGUCAAAAUCAUAAAAAAUCUCCCAAGAAGGGGAGGGAAAACUUGGACUCCACGUAACAUGCGUGUUCCAAGGAAGUGUAGUGAGAGAUGUUAUCAAAAUCGUGUAUUACCUGUUCUUUUGAAAAGGCAUGCAAUUCAGCUGACCAAGUUUGAUUACAGGCUUGCAAACAAGUUGGACUCACAAUUGCAAAAGUUGAGAUGUAGAGUUAACUACCAUGCUUUGAAGUUUACAAAUCCUAUUCUUGAAAUGGGCAAGACAUUAGUCCACAGGAUGAGGAUGAAAAGCAAGCAUUUUAUUGCUUUGCACCUUAGGUAUGAACCUGAUAUGUUGGCAUUCUCUGGAUGCUAUUAUGGUGGAGGUGAUAGGGAAAGGGAAGAACUGGGUGCCAUACGGAGGAGGUGGAAAACUUUACAUAUGAAAAAUUCUGAUAAGGAAAGGAGGCAUGGAAAAUGCCCUCUCACUCCAAAGGAAGUUGGUCUCAUGUUGAGAGCAUUAGGUUAUGGCAGUGACGCUCAUAUUUAUGUGGCUUCUGGAGAAGUAUACAGAGGUGAAGAAUCAUUGGCUCCCCUGAAGGCACUCUUCCCAAACUUCUAUACUAAAGAGACUAUAGCCAGAAAGGAGGAGUUGGAACCAUUUUCUUCAUUUUCUUCCCGAAUGGCUGCACUUGACUUUAUUGUUUGUGAUGAAAGUGAUGUAUUUGUUACCAACAACAAUGGUAAUAUGGCUAGAAUAUUAGCUGGACGGAGGAAAUAUUUUGGACAUAAACCUACCAUUCGUCCAAAUGCUAAAAAACUUUAUCGAUUGUUCUUGAAUGAAGGUAACAUAACAUGGGAUGUUUUUGCAUCCAAAGUCCGUACUUACCAGCGCGGCUUCAUGGGGGAGCCAAAGGAGGUUAGGCCAGGGAGGGGGGAGUUUCACGAGAACCCACACACCUGCAUCUGUGAAGAUUCUUAUGAAGCCAAGGCAAAGAAAGAAUCAGGACCCAGAAAGUAUGGGAAGGGAUAUAAUGCUACUGGAGAGGAUAGUACUAAUGAUGAUCUAAAUGUUGACGACGAGCCAGAAUUGCCUGAACCUGAUAAUGAUGGUGAUCAAGAAGGCCCUCUGGAGGAUGAUCCUUUCAAUGGUACAGGUUUGGAUUAUGAGGGAUUCAACUCUGAGGAACCAGAAUUGGAAGAAAUGGUUUCAGACUGAGCUACACUGAAUUUCUGCCUUGUGCAAUCAAUUCUUUCCAAACUUCCAUUGCUUGCUUUGGGUCAUGCUGCUGCAUAUUGUCAGUAUUGUUAACCUUGUGUAUAUAACACUGCUAUUAUAGAUGGGGGAAAAGCACCCUCAAGGGAGCAUCCUACCAUAAAUCAGCAAGAUAUGGGAUUGAGUUGAGGAUGAUAGCUUUCAUUGAGCCUUCUGCCUCUUUUGCUGUGAAAGUCAAGAAAUGGAUAUGAGGCAGGAGUUGGAUUAUGAAUUUUGGUCUAUAGAAAAUGAUCAAAAGGGUAGAUGAAAAGAGAAAAAGAAGAAACAAAAAAAAGAAAAGAAAUGAGGUGGAAAAAAGAAAAGGAUUAUUGUAGUUGAAGUGAUCUUCCAUCUUGCUUAAUUUAUUUCUUUCUUAUUUUUAUUUUUAUUUCGGUUGGGAGGAGAGGAAGGAUGAUGAAUCAAGGUUUUUCAUUUUUGUUUCACGAGUGAAAGAACUAUCCUGCGAAGCUGGACUUUUCUUGUGAACAUCAAUCUAUAUGUUGAAUCCUUAGUGCCGAACUUUGUGCGAGUUGUGUUGGGGAAAUUUACAUGAUGAAUCAAGGUUUUUCAUUUUUGUUUCACGAGUGAAAGAACCAUCCUGCGAAGCUGGACUCUUCUUGUGAACAUCAAUCUAUAUGUUGAAUCCUUAGUGCCGAACUUUGUGCGAGUUGUGUCGUGGAAAUUUACCGAGUUGUACAAAAAUCUGAAUUUUUCUUAACGAGUUAUUUAUAUGAAUAUGACGGAGGCAUGAUGUUGCUUA